AAGGCGCUCUCGGAGAACUACAAGCGCGCGUCGCUUCGCGGUGCCUGCCGGGACAGUAGUCUGCGUUUGGGGAGCUUCCUCCGAGGAAGCGCGGCCGGGACUGGGGUGGUCGCUUCGAUGUCUGUACCGGUGUCCGGCCUUGGUGUCUCAGAGAGUGCGCUCUGAAGACCUGCUGUCCCGGAAUACGCUUGUGAGCACGCGAAGGUAGUUGGAGUCCCCUGACAAUGGAUAAAUUCGUCAUUCGAACGCCCAGAGCUCAGACUAGCCCAAAGAAGAAAAAUGCUGGAGGGAAGAUAUACAAGCAGGCCACGAUUGAAUCCCUGAAGAGAGUUGUGGUUGUGGAAGACAUAAAAAGAUGGAAAACUAUGUUGGAGCUUCCUAAUCAAAGCAAAGAGAAUCUAGUUGAAGCCUUACAGGAAUUAAAGAAGAAGAUACCUUCCAGGGAAGUGUUGAAAUCAACAAGGAUAGGUCAUACUGUGAACAAGAUGCGCCAACACUCAGAUUCAGAGGUGGCUGGUCUUGCCGGAGAUGUCUACACUGAAUGGAAAACGUUCAUUGAAAAACACUUGGAUAGACCACCUAUUGAAGUUCGAAGUGAUCCCAAAACAGAGUCCUUUAGGAAAAAUGCCAGAAAAUUACUGUCAGAAGCCUUGGAAUUAAAGAUGGAUCACCUACUGGUUGAAAAUAUUGAACGGGAAGCGUUUCAUCUCUGCUCCCGCCUCGUUAAUGGGCCAUACCGGCGGACGGUGAGAGCUCUGGUCUUCACAUUAAAGCACCAAGCCGAAAUCCAGGCGCAGGUGAAGAACGGCUCGCUGCCGGUCGGCACGUUUGUACAGACCCACAAAAAGUGACCUGAGAACGGGCCCAACCCUGGGCCAGGCAGAGAGCAAAAUGGGCCACUCUCUGCCAUUCAAAGACUCUUUUGAGCCUGGGUGAUGGCUGGUGCUGGCUGUGCUAAGUUUUCCCAUGGUGCCAAUCCUUCAGAGGGAGGCUGCAGAGAGCCGUGGGAGACAGGCCUGCAGGAAUAUGCUUCAUUAGCUGUCGCGUGCUGUUGCCGCCUAACAGGACAGCACACUGGCUGUCACUAGGAAGCACCAUACGGCUGCCAUCACCCAACACGCAGAAAGGGUGAUGGAUUUCACUGUGAGUACGCCAAGGACAUCUCUAAACUUCCCCCUGUCAGGCAGAUGAAGUUACUGCUUUAUUUCCCCACCCUGCAGGUAACUGAAACUCAAUUACUGCUGCUGCUCACUCGGUUCCAUCCCCCUGAGUUUAGAUAGCUCUGGUGCUUCUCAGAACUCCCCUUCUCUUCUCUUUGCUCUACCCCAGGGGUGAGGCUGGCAGAGCCAGCCAACUAGGCCUUCUUUCCAGAGCUCACUUAUCUGCACAUUUCAGCUCUCCCUGGAAGACCUCUGUGUUGGUCUCGGAGCCCCCAUGCUGUGGCUUCUAAUGAGGAACGGGCCUGCAGCUCCCCGCACCUCGGGCUUGAUUUGAAUGCAAUGGUGGCUUUCAGUUUAGGGCUCAGUGGAAGAUGCAUAAUGAAAUUUCUCUUGAAAUGAAUUAUUGUAGUAGGAAAAAAAGUACAUACAUACAGAAUGUAAAGUGAAGUACCUCUGUAUGGGCAUGUUUUGACCAAUGAUGUAAAGACUUUUUAAAA
Ochotona princeps (American pika) is the source of this 1657-nucleotide messenger RNA. It is a transcript of the gene TCEANC2, whose product is annotated as transcription elongation factor A N-terminal and central domain containing 2. Bases 225 to 851 code for a protein of 208 amino acids. Gene Ontology annotation, cellular component: nucleus. The transcript has 5 exons. NCBI's taxonomy places the organism in Eukaryota, Metazoa, Chordata, Mammalia, Lagomorpha, Ochotonidae. The record is from RefSeq and is a predicted model, not a curated record. Gene Ontology annotation, biological process: DNA-templated transcription.